Acomys russatus (golden spiny mouse) is the source of this 5297-nucleotide messenger RNA. It is a transcript of the gene Unc13a, whose product is annotated as unc-13 homolog A. Gene Ontology annotation, cellular component: presynaptic active zone cytoplasmic component; presynaptic membrane; neuromuscular junction. The transcript is spliced from 39 exons. The record is from RefSeq and is a predicted model, not a curated record. Gene Ontology annotation, molecular function: syntaxin-1 binding; diacylglycerol binding; calcium ion binding. NCBI's taxonomy places the organism in Eukaryota, Metazoa, Chordata, Mammalia, Rodentia, Muridae. The coding region runs from base 1 to 4872 and encodes 1623 amino acids. Gene Ontology annotation, biological process: dense core granule priming; synaptic vesicle priming; neuromuscular junction development.
AUGGCAGACAGCGAGAUCUGUGGGACCAAGGACCCCACCUUCCAUCGCAUCCUCCUGGACGCGCAUUUUGAGCUGCCUUUGGACAUCCCGGAAGAGGAGGCGCGCUACUGGGCCAAAAAGCUGGAGCAGCUGAACGCCAUGCGUGACCAGGACGAGUAUUCCUUCCAGGACCAGCCGGACAAGCCACUGCCCGUGCCCAGCAGCCAGUGCUGCAACUGGAAUUACUUUGGCUGGGGAGAGCAGAACGACGACCCCGACAGUGCGGUCGAUGACCGGGACAGUGACUAUCGGAGUGAGACGAGCAACAGCAUCCCGCCGCCUUACUACACGACGUCGCAGCCCAACGCCUCGGUGCAUCAGUACUCCGUGCGCCCGCCCCCUCUGGGGUCCCGGGAGUCCUACAGCGACUCCAUGCACAGCUAUGAGGAGUUCUCCGAGCCGCGGGCGCUCAGCCCCACAGGCAGCAGCCGCUAUGCGUCCUCGGGGGAGCUGAGCCAGGGCAGCUCACAGCUGAGCGAGGACUUCGACCCGGAUGAGCACAGCCUGCAAGGUUCAGAGCUGGACGGCGAACGGGACCGCGACUCCUACCACUCCUGUCACAGCUCCGUGAGCUACCACAAAGACUCACCCCGAUGGGACCAGGAUGAUGAGGACUUGGAGGACCUGGAGGAUGAGGAGCUGCCUGAGGAGGAGGAGGAGCUGGAAGAGGAGGAGCUGGAGGAGGAGGAGGAGCUGGAGGAGGAGGAAGAGGAGCUGGAGGAGGAGGACAUACCUGAUGACCUGGCUAGCUAUGCCCAGCAGGAGGACUCCACCGUGGCCGAGCCCAAAGAGUUCAAGCGGGUCAGCCUUCCACCGGCCAUGCCUCAGAAAGAUGACAAGGUUCCAGCUGUGCCCACAGAGGCCCCAGAUGUGGCCAAGGGUGUCCCCAAAGCGGCCACGCCUGAAGAGAUGGCAGCUGCCGAGCGUGCACAGGAAGCUGAGCCCCCCAAGUCUGAGGAGAGUUUCAGGCCUCGAGAGGAUGAGGAGGUCCAGGAAGGUCAGGAUGCCAUGUCCAGGGCCAAAGCCAACUGGUUGCGAGCCUUCAACAAGGUGCGCAUGCAGCUGCAGGAGGCACGAGGAGAAGGAGAGAUGUCCAAGUCUCUAUGGUUCAAAGGAGGCCCUGGCGGUGGCCUCAUCAUCAUUGACAGCAUGCCAGACAUCCGGAAACGGAAACCCAUUCCCCUCGUGAGCGACCUGUCACUGGUCCAGUCGCGGAAGGCGGGCAUCACCUCGGCCUUGGCCUCCAGCACGUUAAACAAUGAGGAGCUGAAAAACCACGUUUACAAGAAGACCUUGCAAGCCUUAAUCUACCCCAUCUCCUGCACCACGCCGCACAACUUCGAGGUGUGGACGGCCACCACGCCCACCUACUGCUACGAGUGCGAGGGGCUGCUGUGGGGCAUCGCGCGGCAGGGCAUGCGCUGCACGGAGUGCGGCGUUAAGUGCCACGAGAAGUGCCAGGACCUGCUCAACGCGGACUGCCUGCAGCGGGCUGCGGAGAAGAGUUCCAAGCAUGGCGCGGAAGACCGCACGCAGAACAUCAUCAUGGUACUGAAGGACCGCAUGAAGAUCCGCGAGCGCAACAAACCUGAGAUCUUCGAGCUGAUCCAGGAGAUCUUCGCUGUCACCAAGAGCUCGCACACGCAGCAGAUGAAGGCCGUCAAGCAGAGCGUGCUGGACGGCACGUCCAAGUGGUCUGCCAAAAUCAGCAUCACGGUGGUCUGUGCCCAGGGCUUGCAGGCCAAGGACAAGACAGGCUCCAGUGAUCCUUAUGUCACCGUCCAGGUUGGGAAGACCAAGAAAAGGACAAAAACCAUCUACGGGAACCUCAACCCAGUGUGGGAAGAGAACUUUCACUUUGAGUGUCACAACUCCUCUGACCGGAUCAAAGUGCGUGUCUGGGAUGAAGACGAUGACAUCAAAUCCCGCGUGAAACAGAGGUUUAAGAGGGAGUCCGAUGACUUCCUGGGUCAGACGAUCAUCGAGGUGCGAACACUGAGCGGCGAGAUGGACGUGUGGUACAAUCUGGACAAGAGAACAGACAAGUCCGCGGUGUCGGGGGCCAUUCGGCUUCAUAUCAGUGUGGAGAUCAAAGGGGAGGAGAAGGUGGCGCCCUACCAUGUCCAGUACACCUGUCUGCACGAGAACCUGUUCCACUUCGUGACCGACGUGCAGAACAACGGAGUGGUGAAGAUCCCUGAUGCGAAGGGUGAUGACGCGUGGAAGGUUUACUAUGAUGAGACCGCCCAGGAGAUUGUGGAUGAAUUUGCCAUGCGCUACGGCGUGGAGUCCAUCUACCAAGCCAUGACCCACUUUGCCUGCCUCUCCUCUAAGUACAUGUGCCCUGGGGUACCCGCUGUCAUGAGCACCCUGCUUGCCAACAUCAACGCCUACUACGCUCACACGACCGCCUCCACCAACGUGUCUGCCUCUGACCGCUUCGCUGCCUCCAACUUCGGGAAAGAGCGCUUUGUGAAACUCCUGGACCAGCUCCACAACUCGCUGCGGAUCGACCUGUCCAUGUACCGGAACAACUUCCCGGCCAGCAGCCCGGAGCGGCUACAGGACCUCAAAUCCACUGUGGACCUCCUCACCAGCAUCACCUUCUUCCGCAUGAAGGUUCAGGAACUGCAGAGCCCACCGCGUGCCAGCCAGGUGGUGAAGGACUGCGUGAAGGCCUGCCUCAACUCCACCUACGAGUACAUCUUCAACAACUGCCAUGAGCUGUACGGCCGGGAGUACCAGACAGACCCGGCCAGGAAGGGUGAGGUCCCCCCGGAGGAGCAGGGCCCCAGCAUCAAGAACCUGGACUUCUGGUCCAAGCUGAUCACACUCAUCGUUUCCAUCAUUGAGGAGGACAAGAACUCCUACACGCCCUGCCUCAACCAGUUUCCGCAGGAGCUGAACGUGGGGAAGAUCAGCGCUGAGGUGAUGUGGAGCCUCUUUGCCCAAGACAUGAAGUACGCCAUGGAGGAGCAUGACAAACACCGGCUGUGCAAGAGCGCCGACUACAUGAACCUGCACUUCAAGGUCAAGUGGCUGUACAACGAGUACGUGGCCGAGCUGCCCGCCUUCAAGGACCGCGUGCCUGAGUACCCUGCGUGGUUUGAACCCUUUGUCAUCCAGUGGUUGGACGAGAACGAGGAGGUGUCGCGAGACUUCCUGCAUGGUGCGCUGGAGCGGGACAAGAAGGACGGGUUCCAGCAGACGUCGGAGCACGCCCUGUUCUCCUGCUCAGUGGUGGACGUCUUCUCCCAGCUCAACCAGAGCUUCGAGAUCAUCAAAAAGCUGGAGUGUCCCGACCCCCAGAUCGUGGGCCACUACAUGAGGCGCUUCGCCAAGACCAUCAGCAACGUGCUGCUGCAGUAUGCCGACAUUGUCUCCAAGGACUUCGCCUCCUACUGCUCCAAGGAGAAGGAGAAACCCUGCAUCCUCAUGAACAACACACAGCAGCUCCGGGUGCAGCUGGAGAAGAUGUUUGAGGCGAUGGGCGGGAAGGAGCUGGAUGCCGAGGCCAGCGGCACCCUGAAGGAGCUGCAGGUGAAACUCAACAACGUCCUGGAUGAGCUCAGCCACGUGUUUGCCACCAGCUUCCAGCCGCACAUCGAGGAGUGUGUGAAGCAGAUGGGCGACAUCCUGAGUCAGGUGAAGGGCACGGGCAACGUGCCUGCCAGCGCCUGCAGUAGCGUGGCCCAGGACGCAGACAACGUGCUGCAGCCCAUCAUGGACCUGCUGGACAGCAACCUCACCCUGUUCGCCAAAAUCUGUGAGAAGACGGUUCUGAAGCGAGUGCUGAAGGAGCUGUGGAAGCUGGUGAUGAACACCAUGGAAAAGACCAUCGUCCUGCCGCCGCUGACUGACCAAACGGGUACCCUCUUGAGAAAACAUGGCAAGGGACUAGAAAAGGGCAGGGUGAAACUGCCGAGCCACUCAGACGGGACACAGAUGAUCUUCAAUGCCGCCAAGGAGCUGGGCCAGCUGUCCAAACUUAAGGAUCACAUGGUGCGAGAAGAAGCCAAGAGCUUGACGCCGAAGCAGUGCGCCGUGGUGGAACUGGCCCUGGACACCAUCAAGCAAUACUUCCACGCGGGGGGCGUGGGCCUCAAGAAGACCUUUUUGGAGAAGAGCCCUGACCUCCAGUCCCUGCGCUAUGCCCUGUCGCUCUAUACGCAGGCCACCGACCUGCUCAUCAAAACUUUCGUGCAGACUCAGUCCGCGCAGGUCCACGGUGGAAAGGGGACUAGGUUUACCCUUAGUGAAGACGUUUGUCCUGAGAUGGGCUCGGGUGUGGAAGACCCUGUAGGUGAAGUGUCUGUUCACGUGGAGCUACUCACACAUCCGGGAACUGGGGAACAGAAGGUCACAGUGAAGGUGGUGGCCGCCAAUGACCUAAAGUGGCAGACUUCUGGCAUCUUCCGGCCGUUCAUCGAGGUCAACAUCGUUGGACCUCAGCUCAGUGACAAGAAACGAAAGUUUGCCACCAAAUCAAAAAACAACAGCUGGGCGCCCAAGUACAACGAGAGCUUCCAGUUCUCCCUGAGCGCGGACGCGGGCCCCGAGUGCUACGAGCUGCAGGUGUGCGUCAAGGACUACUGCUUCGCACGCGAGGACCGCACGGUGGGGCUGGCGGUGCUGCAGCUGCGGGAGCUGGCCCAGCGCGGGAGCGCCGCGUGCUGGCUGCCGCUCGGCCGCCGUAUCCACAUGGACGACACGGGGCUCACGGUGCUGCGCAUCCUGUCGCAGCGCAGCAACGACGAGGUGGCCAAAGAGUUUGUCAAGCUCAAGUCGGACACGCGGUCGGCCGAGGAGGGCGGUGCCGCGCCUGCUCCCUAGCGUGCGUGGGGGCGGGGCGGGGCCUAGGAGCGGCUGAGGCCCCGCCCUCUGUAUCCCCGCCCUCUCCAGAGGCCACGCCCCUCCACCUCAGUGGCCUUGGCUGGGGAGGCCUUGCCUCCUGGCCCUGGAAAAGCCAUAGAGGGUCCGGUUCCCAGGGCCUGGGUUGGGCAAGGCUGCCUGGGAGGCGAGGACGCAGCCUGUGGUGUCUGCAAAAACCAGUGCGGGAUGGGCUCUUAAAAGCACAUGCGCCCUCGGCGCAACAGGGGCUGAGAGUGUCCUUCCCCACGGACCCUGCCCUCAGCAGAGCACCCACUGGCAGCUGGCGACCCCCUAGCUCGUGCCACACACGGUGGGCUGAGCCCUGACAGAUGGCCCAGCCCACAUCGCUGCUAAAUACCCUUCUCCCCAAUUCUUCCCCGAGGGAC